This is a messenger RNA of Microthlaspi erraticum, 642 nucleotides long. The record is from the annotation of a GenBank genome assembly. Lineage: Eukaryota; Viridiplantae; Streptophyta; Magnoliopsida; Brassicales; Brassicaceae.
AUGGAUAACAGGAAGAGAUCAAUUCCCAUUCCUCCUAUCGAAGCAUCCCUAAUGCGGAUGGAUCCUGUGAUGCCAACUCCUAAUCAGGGGUGGCGUUCUUUUCCAACUAACAGAGAGAGGGAUAUACUUGAGCAGAAUCUGGAGACCUUUUGGGAUUGCCAAAGGGGUGAUGCAGAAAAAUCCACAGACUUCCAUAACAAGGAUCAUUUGCCGCUGGCUAGGAUCAAAAGAGUGAUGAAAUCCGAUCCUGAAGUCAAGAUGGUUAGCUCAGACACUCCUGUGAUUCUAGCUAAAGCAUGUGAGAUAUUCAUCAAGGAGUUAACACUCCGUGCGUGGAUGCGUACUCAGUCAUGCUCUCGUCGAACCAUCAGGACUUGUGAAGUCUCUGAGGCCAUAAGGAAUUCGGCUGUUCAUUCUUUCCUGUAUCGUCAUGUUCUUUUUGGUUCUGGUUCAGUCACCCAACAGGCUGAGCCAGAACGUGAACUGUUUCCUCCUGCUAAUGUGAAUGUGCCGGUGACGAUUGAUAUGGACCAGAUUGAGCAAGACAAUCUUAUGGCUGAUCGCUUUCUCAACAUUGAAGAGUUUGAGACCAACCAGGACAAACUCCAGGUGGGUUUCUUUUGGUUCCUUGGAAAGUUUUAA